GCGGCCGGUCGCUACCGGCAGCGCCCAGGACGAGCAACUUGGGCUGUACGGGUCCCAAAACCAAUCUCUGGCGGCCUUGCCCCGCGACGGCUCCCACUCGCGGCCCGCAAGCCGAAGAGGGCUCCACGGCGGGGCUCCUCCCCGCGCGGGGCUCCCCCCCCCCCCCGGCUCGCCCCUCGCCGCCCAGCCCCGCUCCCUCCGGCUCCGCUCCGCCCGCCGGGGCCGAGCAGCCCGCACCACGGCCGCCGCUACGCCCGCCCCUUCCCCUCCUCGCGGCGGGGCCCUGGCGGUUCCGCGCAGCCAGAGCCGCCUCCAGGAGCGACCGCCGCCGUUUUGCGGCGACCCUUGGCCCUCGUAGCGCCGGAGUCAGACUGAAGAAUAAUGAAUUAAAGUGACUGUCAUCAUGACAACCGUAAGACAGAGAAGGGGUGGAAAAGUCACAGAAGCAGCUGAACAUCAGCCUUCAGAAGAGAAGAAUGUGAAGUCUGAUGGGAAAGUUCUGUCUGAUCAUACAGGUGGAAAGCUGUGGAACAUACUUUCACUAACUCUUGGUGGAAUUGUUGCCAUUGGUCUUGGACUUCUUACUUCUGUUUAUGUUGCUACACUGCAUGAAAAUGACCUGUGGUUUUCCAAUAUUAAGGAAGUUGAAAGAGAAAUUUCAUUCAGAACAGAAUGUGGACUUUAUUACUCCUACUACAAACAGAUGAUUCAGGCUGCUUCCAUCCAGCAAGGUUUACAUGCUUUAGUAUAUGACAAUAAAACUGAAUCUGUGAGGACAAUUAACAUACUUGAAAGAAUGAAUGUUUACCAGGAGGUGUUUCUCAGCAUUCUGUAUAGGAUUCUUCCAAUUCAGCAAUACCUAGAGCCUGUUUAUUUUUAUAUCUACACUUUGUUUGGACUUCAGGCAGUGUAUGUCAUUGCUCUGUAUGUAACAAGCUGGCUUCUUAGUGGAACAUGGCUUUCAGGGUUAUUGGCAGCUUGCUGGUAUAUUACAAACAGAAUAGAUACUACAAGAGUAGAAUUCACCAUUCCCUUAAGAGAAAACUGGGCACUACCAUUCUUUGCGGUUCAGAUUGCAGCCAUCACAUACCUACUCAGAACGCAUUUGCAGCCAGCUCAAGAAAGACUGACACUUCUGGCUGUAUUCAUAGCAACCUUCCUCUUUAGCUUGACUUGGCAAUUUAAUCAGUUUAUGAUGCUGAUACAAGCAUUGGCAUUAUUCAUACCAGACUGCUUUGACAUGCUUCCCACAGCAAAGGUUACAUGGCUCUAUAUCAUCCAAAUUUCUGGAUUAUUGCUAGUCUGUGUCCUACAGUUUUUUAAUUCUAUGAUUCUUGGAUCAUUACUUAUAAGCUUUAAUGCUUCUAUCUUGAUAGCAAGAGCAAUCCAGAAAAACUUAAAGAAGGGCAACUUGCUUAAUAGGCUUGGGAAACUUAUCCUCCAUGUACUAUUAGUCUCAAGCUUGACUCUUCUAGUAAAUAAAUUCAUUAAGAAAAGUCUUAAUCUUGAAUCGGAUGAACAUAUAUUCAAAUUCCUGAAAGCAAAAUUUGGAUUCGGGGCAACAAGAGAUUUUGAUGCUAACCUCUAUCUUUGUGAAGAAGCUUUUGGUUUACUACCAUUAAAUACUUUUUCAAGACUUUCGGAUACAUUACUUUUUUACGUCUACAUAUUCAGUCUCUUCCCUAUGACAGUAGCAGCUCUCAUUGUUGCCUUUCGAAACCUCAGUGGUUCAAAUCAAGUUCAGGAAAAAGCAGAAGAAUACACAAUAAUACUGAAGCCUGAUGCUGCUUACAACUUAAUUCACACAGUUCUUUUUGGGUGUCUGGCAUUAAGCACAAUGAGAAUGAAGUACCUGUGGACGUCCCACAUGUGUGUAUUUGCAUCUUUUGGCCUGUGUAGUACAGAAGUAUGGCGACUAAUCCUGAAAUGUGUUCAUCUCUACACAUCACAGCGGACACAAGUGAUUAAAUAUUCCAUACCAAUAAUUACAUUGCUGUACAUUUCAUAUAAGUUCUGGCCAGGAAUAAUGGAUGAACUGUCAGAGCUGAGAGAAUUCUAUGACCCAGACACUGUGGAGCUGAUGAACUGGAUUAAGUCAAACACUCCAAACACAGCAGUGUUUGCUGGAAGCAUGCAGCUAUUAGCAGGAGUCAAACUGUGCACUGGACGGACGUUAACUAAUCAUCCCCAUUAUGAGGAUAAACAUCUGAGAGAGAGAACAAAACAGAUUUAUCAGAUCUAUGCCAAGAGAUCUCCUGAAGAUGUUUACAGAAUACUGCGAUCCUUUGGCACGGACUAUGUGAUCCUAGAAGACAGUAUUUGCUAUGAAAGAAGACAUAGUAGAGGCUGUAGGUUACGUGACCUACUUGAUAUAGCUAACGGCCACAUCAUGGAUGGUUUGGGAGAGAAUGAACCUGAUUUGAAGCCUUCAUUGUAUCCUCGCUUCUGUGAGGAAAUCAAAAAAAAUCUGCCUUCUUAUACCUUACACUUCACUAGAGUGUUUCAAAACAAAACAUUCCAUGUUUACAAACUUGCUAAGCAUAAAUAACAUUUCCAACAAUGUCUUCAAGUUCAGUAUUUUUUUUAAUGCCAGGACCCACAUUAGAAAAUAUAUAAGUUUACAAACAUUUCACAUUUGUAAGACAUUUUACAUUGAUGGUUUCUUGUUUAAUUACUGCAAUUUUUUGUUUGUUUUAAGACAGUUUUAGUUUUGAUAACAUUCUUGAUGUUGCCAAAAUUGUCAUGGAUUCAUAAAUGCUAACUGGGACCAUUUUGAUUAUAAAAUCCAACCUGUGAAAUACCUAGGAUGUAAUUGUUUUCAAGUUGUAACCAGCUGAAAAACACACAAAAUGAGUGGCCUGCAUGACCACUGCAGAAUAGCUAGCCUAUGAAGUUCUGCUCACUGUUUUGGAUUUUUACUAUAAAGUUACAGAAAUGCAAUGAAAGCAGGCCAUGCUACUCCUAUACUGAGUAUGUGUUAUCUUUGUGAAUCUUUAAUUAAAAAAAUAGUGUUUAGUUGUACAAUGUGAUCUAUUUUGACAGAUCUUUAUGCUCUUUGAGUGCCUCUUUUUUGAAUUCAUUGGGAUUGUAUGUGGAUACGAGUUUCUAAGCUUGUGGGUGUGAUUACAGAAUCAGCAAACAAGUUUAAAGAAUAAAACUUUAAUCGUUGUCCUGCAUUUUUAGUGAUACAGAAACAUACUGUUUUAUAACAUUAUGCAUAUAACGAUGGAGUGUUACCUAUUUCUAAUGAGAGUUAAGGUUGGAGCAUGCUUGAUAUAUGUUGCAUGUAUCCUUGUAAAAUAUCCUUGUAGAAUGCUCAGGACAAACAAAACACGAAUUUCUCACCUUGGACUCUUGCAUUAUUUUCUGUAUGUACUUUAUGAAUCUACAGGGGGGCGAUUUUCUCCCCACAUGAAUUCCAAAAGUAAGAUACCAAAACUGAACACUGCCAACCUUACAGAAGAAACAUUCACCCCUAAAAUUGACAGGAACCUUAGGUAUUUAAAUAUGUUUGGGUAUUAGAGCUUUGCUUUACAUUAUUCCAGUCACAAGGCCAUUUAUUUUAUCACAAAAAUCACUGUAUCCUUGCUCUUUAGCCUAAGAAAGAUACUACAAUUAUUUUAAAUUGGUUUGGAAGAUUACAUGAAAGCAGUCCUCAAUCCUGAGAAUUUGUGAUUUGUUUGUAGUCUUUGUCUUUUUACCAGGCUAGAACUUUGUGGAUUGUAUUGACUUUUUAAAUGCUCUGUAGGUAACAUGUCACUUUUACUGUGUUUUAGCACUGCUUUGGUUUUAUAUGGAAAUUAGAGAUUAAGUCUGACUGAAAGUCUAACAGUAUUCUCCAACUUUAAUUAGACAUCCACUAGGAUCAUUUGUUUCUUAUGGAAAACAGAACUGUAAUAAUCAAGUGCCUCUAGGCCAAUGUUGAAUUAACAUUUGAACACCUAUAGGAGUGUUUGUGGCCUGUGCAAAUAACUCUGUUAUAAUAAUUACCACUGCAAUUAAUUUCUAGUGAUGGGAAACUUAAAGUGCUACUGAUAGCAAAUUCCACAUUUAAUUUAAUCAAGAUGUGUAAUGAGAUUAGCUUCCAAAACUAGGCCGUGUUCCAAUUCCAAAUGAUUUAAAUGUUUUCCCUUUUCAAUUGUACUAAGGUAAAUUACUGAAGAGAUGGAGAUGGUUAUGUCACAUGCUCAAACAAUUUUAUAUUCAGUAAACACUCAUUAACAGUGUUCAACAUCCUUCUACACUGUCAUGCUAACACAAAAAGAAAGCAUGCUUUAAUCAGACUGUAUUUAAAUCAAACAUUGACAGUAGCUAGGCUGUUAAACUGGGCAACUGAAACUCCUGAGUAAUUUCUAUCCUGUACCUCUUAAUGAGGCUGGAGACCACUGCAGUUUAACAUAAUACAAUAAUAAAACAUUUUAAUCAGUAUUAAAACUUUAAUUAGGCUCGUAAUGAUGCAUGCCUGUUCUUGCUGAAAGCAUGGGUCAGUGAAUUCCUCAAUGAGUGCCUUACAGUAAUUGAAAACAAGCAUAUGUAAGGUAAAGUAUAUCUAGGCUGUACUGUCUUAUUUUAAAAUGUGGUUUUAUCUUUCUUUAAAGGUGCAGUUACUUUCUUGUGAUUGAAAUGAGAGAUUCCAAGAUCCAGUGGUACCCCAAGAUUUUCACAAUUUAUUUGUGGGUAACAGCUCUGACUAGAAGUCCAGACUAUAACAAUUAAGUAGACUUUUUUCUUCAAAAACACAGCCUGUAAUUUUGCCAAAAGAGAAAUUUAAACCUUUGUAUAGAAAAUAAAAAGUUUUAUUUGUUUUUUAAAAUAAAAUCCAAACUCCCUUUGCUCUUGGGUACACAUAAAAACCACAACUCUCCUGAUCCAGAACUACCACAGUAACAGUUUUUUGCAUAACACUAAUAUCUCCCAAAGUAGCACACCAGAAACUUGAAGCAUUAGAUACAAACCAUUUUUGAAAUUUUUGCAGCUAGCAGUCAUUAAGGCCAGGUAGUUUGUGAUACUUCCAAGCUAUUCCAACAUUUCUGUAUUUGAAAGAUUUAAGAUGAAGGGUGUAUUUCAAUAACUAUCUAAUAAAGCAUUCAGAAGAACGAUCUUUUUAAAACAGUAAAACAGAAAAUGCCAAGGAACAAAAGCACCUACCAGCUCUGAGGAAAGGUACAUACACUUGUCAACACAGCACUCAGACAGCAAGCAGCCGCUCCUCUGCCCCGAUUUAAAGGCUUGCCCACCAGAGCAAGGCAUGCUGGGCACGGCAGCCAGCGGUGUUGGCCAAGCUACUGGGCUGUGGGGACUGGUGGUACAAAGGGCUAUGCUUCCUGUUCCUAGAGGUUGGCUCUAAGUCCGGGAGACUUCUAGGAGGUACGUGGUGUUUUACUUGUCUGGUUAUUUUCUCUACUUCCUGUGUCUUACUAUGGUAUAUAUUUACUGCAUUAAAAAUGUGCAUUUUUUUUUAUAACUUCACCUGUUCCUGAUCUACGUCAUCCUGAUACACCUUAUUGCCAAGUGGCUGUAGUGAUAUCACUGUUUUGUAGUAUUAUGAUGCAUCCCCAUGAACACCACUCGUGGCAAUGCACUUACCAAAAAUCUGAAAUAACUAGCUAUGUGAAUGACACCGUCAUGAUUUCAUGUGUGUUACAUAUUGUCUGGAAGGACUCAAGUUGUGCAUUAUCAGUGGACUGGUUGGCGCUGAAUGACGUAUUUAGAGCACAGAGGCAAAACGUUACCAAGUGGCUGGAAUGUUUUUAGGGGAGAAAAAGCCUUUGAGGACCAUAAGUAUAUUUUCAUUUUGUCUUUCACAUUUCUGUUGGUGAGAGCUAACAUAGUUAUUCUAUUUGUUGUUGUAAAGAGAUGUAAUGACUCUUGUAUACUAAAUAAAUUGCAUAAUUUGAAGAUCAGA
Cygnus atratus (black swan) is the source of this 5905-nucleotide messenger RNA. It is a transcript of the gene DPY19L3, whose product is annotated as dpy-19 like C-mannosyltransferase 3. NCBI's taxonomy places the organism in Eukaryota, Metazoa, Chordata, Aves, Anseriformes, Anatidae. Gene Ontology annotation, cellular component: nuclear inner membrane. The transcript has 19 exons. The record is from RefSeq and is a predicted model, not a curated record. Gene Ontology annotation, molecular function: mannosyltransferase activity. Bases 404 to 2548 code for a protein of 714 amino acids.